Messenger RNA from Thamnophis sirtalis, 2929 nucleotides. NCBI's taxonomy places the organism in Eukaryota, Metazoa, Chordata, Lepidosauria, Squamata, Natricidae. The record is from RefSeq and is a predicted model, not a curated record.
CAAUGAGGUCCAUCUGUGGAGCAGUGCCCGUUCAGUCAGCAGCUCAGCCGGAGCGCCUCUUCUCUCAGCAGAUCUAAGGAGUAAGGGACAAGCUCAUUAUGAAGAGUGAUCUGGUUUUCUUUGUCUCCGUAAUUAGCCUUGCAUUCCUGUCUCUGCCAAGAUCUGGAUAUGCUCAGCAUAUUGCAGAGGAAUCCUGCUCUGUUCAGAUUCUGGUUCCAGGACUCAAAGGUAUUCCUUGUGAAUGUGGCCAGCUGCGAACAGCCAUUGGUAAAAUGGAUAACCAAGUCACCCUGUUGACCACAGAGCUGAAGUUCAUUAAAAAAGCUGUCGCUGGUGUGCGCGAGACAGAUAAUAAGACCUACCUGCUGGUGAAGGAGCAGAAGCGGUACGUGGACGCCCAACUCUACUGCCAAGGAAGAGGAGGGACACUGAGCAUGCCCAAGGACGAAGCCACCAACAACCUCAUUGCUUCUUACAUCAACCAAGCUGGCCUCAGCCGCGUUUUCAUCGGCAUUAAUGACCUUGAGAAAGAAGGCAGCUUCCUCUACUCCGACCGAUCCCCCAUGCAGACCUUCAACAAGUGGAGCAGCGGCGAACCUAAUAAUGCUUACGAUGAGGAGGACUGUGUAGAAAUGAUCACCUCUGGGGGCUGGAAUGAUGUGGCAUGUCACAUUACAAUGAAUUUUGUAUGCGAAUUUGACAAAGAAAAUGUUUAAUAAAGUUUCCCCCCUGCCAGGCUCUCUAUAUGCAUUUCUUUGAGGGAGGGUGAAUAAUUUGGGCAGUCCAACCAUUGUAACCAGUACUCCAAUUUCUGGAUCGAUUUUAUAUGGAAGUCGGUUCCUUGUUUAUGAGAUCCUUUCUAUCAGUGUGUGAAACUAUCCCAAGAUAGUUUUAUCCCCAUCCAUCUUUUAUUCACAUUUUUUUUCAAGGAAUCCCUCCAUCGACAUACAUAAUUAAAAAAAGUUUUGUUAAAAUUUCUCUUCCUUUUGUGCAGGCCUUGAGUAUGGACCUUUCGCUCUAUAGGUAUAGUGAGGUACAGGUAAGAGACAGGAAUGUAGGAAAUAAACCUUAUUUAUUCGAUAUGGCUAUUUAUAGUUACCCAUUAUGGAGAAGGAAGGUAUUAUUUCUCAUGUGUACUUCACUCUUAUUUGGCAUUAGGAUUUGUUUUUGUUAUUAAUAAAACCAUUUAUGGUGUUUGGAAAACUAGGAAAACUCAUUUUUUCAAGAUGACUUAGAAGUAACUCCUCUUUUGUCAUUUUACCUGCAGAAAACAUGAAUCCAAAGUGAUUUUGCCUCAAAAAAAUUAUAUUUGUGUGUUUGUGUAUCAGUAUAUACACAUGCAAGGGAAUCACAUUGUUUAGCUGUCCACGCAACAGGUAAAAGUGUGAAAUAUACAAGGCUGAAGGUAUGUGGCUGACUGGGUAGGUUCAUUCCUGUGCAAUAUACAAAGUGUAAUAAAACUAUUUUACAAUAGCAAAGCUACUCAGAAAUCCAUUAAUUUUUGAAAUGAAGAUUUUUAUCAUUUUCAAUAGGAGUUUGCCAAAGUGCUUCCCAGCUGAUUACCGCUGUGGAGAAUAGACUGUGAUCUGGAUAGAAAUUGGCACACAGGAACAUAAAAAAACUCUUAAAUGCAGCAUUGAGAAUUUAUUGAACAACGGUAGUAAAAUGUAAAUAUCAGGAAAAGCAAUAAAAGAUGUUAGUUUGCAAACUAACCCUAACCCUAAUUGCUCCCAGUGUGAUGGGAUAUAAGAUGUUUAGAAAUAUAUAUUAGAAUUGUACAGCUGUAAAUAUAAUCUAGGUAUUUCUAGGUAUUUCAAAUAUCAAUUCCCCUUAGAUGGAAAGAGCAGUGAUGACACAAUUUGCAUUCCUGAAAUAAAUAUGGCCCAUAUUCAGGCAAUGCUUAGCUGUUUGAAAUCACUCAGCUUAAACUUAGUUCUGGUCCAGAAUUUUGAGAUAAAUAAAAGAUAUACAAUUCAUUUAGGAUAUUUAAAUAAUAUGUCUAUGAUUUCCUUUUUUACACAAAAAACUUACUAUUUAAACAAGAAGUCAUGUUGAUGUGGUUUCAUAAAUGUAUCUUCUGGAGACUAGUAAUUUCUGAAAUUUAGCACACUAGUUCUUCAUAUUCUCUAGUAUGUUUAAUAUUUAACAUUUAAAAUAUUUGCAGCUGUAGAUUUCCUGGGCUGAAUUGAUUUAAGUGAACAGUCCAAGUAUCAUUUAAUAAUUUACAAGUUGACAGUAGGAAAUUAAAAGAAACAAGAUUAUAGAAAGAAUAAACUAUUUUCUUGAUUUAGGGUAGCUGGCAUGCUUAUAUCUAUAUAUGGUUGGGUUUAAAGAAAUGAAUUUAAGCAGAUCUCUGAUAUCCAUGUGGUUUUAUGAUGACGAGAUUAGACCUGCGAAGUGUAAUGAGCAGCAGAUGGCAGCAAGAAUUUAAUGUUUUUAAAAAUCUAUAGGUUAUUAUAUAGUACAAUAGUUGUAAUUUUUGUAUCCAAGGUCUGAUAAUAUAAAAAUUUUAAAUGGUUUGCUUUUAUUCUUGCCACUGUAGGCAAGGAGAAGCUGAGUAUCACCCAUCCUGGUAUUAAACAACAAAAAUCUGAAUGAAUUUAUCUAAUGUUAACCAUUACUCCAUCUGAGACUAAGAUUAGUUACAACUGUAAAUUAACUCUUGUGAAGUUCAGUAUCUGUAAUUAGGAUGACUGAAUUCUUAAUCCCAUGACAGAAGCACAUUCAACUGAAUGUAAUGUGCUUCUACCUGGGUUACAAUUGAGGAGGUGCACGUAAAAUGACUGAAAUUAAAAUUAAAUUUAGCCUGUUCUUAUUUCAUCAGCACAAAUAAAUCCAUACGAAGCCUGAGACAAAAAUCCCAGCUGUAAGAAAUGGAUAUUAAUGUAAUUGGCUUCCCAAGGUUGCUAGUGUUGGAAGUAAACUGGGA